This is a messenger RNA of Zea mays, 4195 nucleotides long. RefSeq lists its product as uncharacterized. Gene Ontology annotation, cellular component: membrane. The transcript has 10 exons. Lineage: Eukaryota; Viridiplantae; Streptophyta; Magnoliopsida; Poales; Poaceae. Gene Ontology annotation, biological process: monoatomic cation transport; transmembrane transport. Gene Ontology annotation, molecular function: ATPase-coupled monoatomic cation transmembrane transporter activity; ATP binding; ATP hydrolysis activity. The record is from RefSeq and is a predicted model, not a curated record. The coding region runs from base 490 to 3789 and encodes 1099 amino acids.
UACGUCACGUGCCGCGCGCCACGCCAUGCCAUGCCAUGGCAUGGCAUUGCCAGUGCCAACUGCCAAGCCAAAGCCACGCACGCGUCCGUUUCACCGUCCGGCGGCCUGGCCUCCGCUGCCGUCUCCGCAACUUACCACCACCGGUGCCGCCAGUGCGCUGUGUGUGUGCCUCACGCGUCGGCACCCACCCACCAGUCCACCACCACCACCCGCUCCAGUCACAGCGAGCGAGCGAGCGCGGGCCAUGGCCGAGUCCAUCCAUAAAUACCCGCCCUCCAGCUUCCCAGUUCCCACUCCUCUCUCCUUUCCCCUCCGCUUCCGCAGACGGCCAGGCCAACGCAACCGCUCCUGCCAUCCGCACCAGUCCCCCCCUCCCCUCCCUCCCGGACUCACCCGGCCGCCAGCGGGGUUUGGCCGCUUCCUCCUCCUCUGCGGCGGGAGCGGGACAACAGACACAGGGGCACAGAGGAACCGGCGCGGGGCGGCGCAAUGGGGGACGCUGCGGCGGCGGGGACCCUGCACAAGAGCUACUUCGACGUGCUGGGGAUCUGCUGCCCCUCCGAGGUGCCCCUCGUCGAGAAGCUGCUGCGGCCGCUGCCCGGCGUGCGCACCGUCACCGUCAUCGUCCCGUCCCGCACCGUCAUCGUGCUCCACGACGCCGCCGCCACCUCGCCCGCGCAAAUCGUGAAGGCGUUGAACCAGGCGAGGCUAGAGGCGUCCGUGCGGGCGUACGGCGGUGGGUCGGACGGGAGGCAGGCAGCCGGCAGCAAGAGAUGGCCGAGCCCGUACGUCCUCCUCUGCGGGCUCCUCCUCGUCGUCUCGCUCUUCGAGCGCCUCUGGCCUCCCCUCAAGUGGUGCGCGCUGGCGGCGGCGGCCGCCGGCCUGCCGCCGAUCGCCCUCAGGAGCUUCGCGGCCGCGCGGAGGCUCACCCUCGACGUCAACAUACUCAUGCUCAUCGCAGUUUCCGGGGCGAUAGCUCUCAAGGACUACUCCGAGGCUGGGUUCAUCGUGUUCCUGUUCACUACGGCCGAAUGGCUGGAGACCAGGGCGAGCCACAAGGCGACUGCUGGGAUGUCGUCGCUGAUGAGCAUGGCGCCACAGAAGGCUGUCGUAGCAGAGACGGGGGAGGUGGUGGCGGCUCAGGACGUCAAGGUGGGCACGGUGCUAGCCGUCAAAGCCGGGGAGGUCGUGCCCAUCGACGGCGUGGUCGUGGACGGGCGGAGCGAGGUCGACGAGAGCACCCUCACCGGGGAGUCCUUCCCGGUCGCCAAGCAGCCGGAGUCCCAGGUCUGGGCCGGCACGCUCAACAUCGAUGGCUACAUCGCUGUCAGGACAACUGCCAUGGCGGACAACUCUGCCGUCGCUAAGAUGGCGAGGAUGGUUGAGGAAGCACAGAACAGUAGGUCCCGAACUCAGAGGCUGAUUGAUACGUGCGCCAAGUACUAUACGCCCGCUGUUGUGGUCAUGGCUGCGGGGGUGGCGGUGGUUCCUGUGGUGGUGAGAGCGCACAACCUCAAGCACUGGUUCCAACUGGCCCUGGUCCUGCUGGUGAGCGCGUGCCCGUGCGCACUAGUGCUGUCGACGCCGGUGGCCACCUUCUGCGCUCUCCUGACGGCCGCGAGGACGGGGCUCCUCAUCAAAGGAGGGGACGUCCUCGAAACCCUGGCCAGGAUCAAGAUUGCCGCCUUUGAUAAGACAGGUACGAUCACUCGAGGGGAGUUCAGCGUCGAGGAGUUCCAGGCGGUUGGCGAGCGCGUCACUACGCCACAGCUCCUUUACUGGGUCUCGAGCAUUGAGAGCAGAUCGAGCCACCCAAUGGCGUCUGUGCUGGUUGAUUAUGCCCAGUCGAAGUCAGUUGGACCCAAAUCUGAUAAUGUCGCCGAGUUCCAAAUCUUCCCCGGUGAGGGGAUUUACGGUGAGAUCGAUGGGGAAGGUGUGUAUAUUGGGAACAAGAGGAUUUUGUCAAGGGCCUCAUGUGAAACAGUUCCUGACAUGAAAGAUAUGAAAGGAGUUACCGUCGGAUACGUUGCCUGCAAAGGGCAGUUAAUCGGAGUAUUCACUCUCUCGGAUUCCUGCCGAACUGGAUCAGAUGAGGCCAUCAGGGAGCUGAGGUCGCUGGGCAUCAAGUCAGUGAUGCUUACUGGGGAUAGUUCUGCAGCAGCUUCAUAUGCACAGAACCAGCUUGGGAACAUACUUGAUGAGGUUCACUCUGAGCUUCUUCCAGAGGACAAGGUGAGGAUCGUCGACGAGCUCAAGGCAAAGCAUGGCCCGACUCUGAUGAUCGGCGACGGCAUGAACGAUGCCCCAGCGCUGGCCAAGGCCGACGUCGGAGUCUCGAUGGGGGUAUCUGGGUCAGCGGUUGCGAUGGAGACGAGCCACAUAACCCUGAUGUCAAACGACAUCCGCCGGAUCCCGAUGGCCGUCCAGCUGGCGCGGAGGACGCACCGGACGAUCGUCGUCAACAUCGUCUUCUCGGUGAUCACCAAGCUUGCGAUCGUCGGGCUCGCGCUCGCCGGGCAUCCGCUCAUCUGGGCAGCCGUCCUCGCGGACGUCGGCACAUGCAUGCUGGUGAUCAUGUACAGCAUGCUGCUGCUGAGAUCGGAAUCGAACGGCGGCCGGAAGGUGAAGAAGUGCUGUGCCUCGUCGCAGCAUGGGUCACACUCACACGCCAGGAAGAAGCAUUGUGUCUCCCACCACUGUUCAGAUGGCCCGUGCAACAAGUCGACGGCAGGCUGUUCCAAGGAAUCGCCGUCUGCUGGUAAGCAUGCUUGCAGUGAUCAUGGCCAUGCCCACACCCACUGCAAAGAGCCGAGCAACCACCGGCCGGAAAGGCAUGCCUGUCAUGAUCACGGCCACAGCCAUAACCACUGCAAAGAGCCCAGCAGCCAUGUGGUUACAGAAAAGCAUGUCUGCCAUGACCACGGCAACACCCAUAGCCACUGCGAAGAGGCAGGCAACCAGCUGCUGCUUGUAGAGAGCCACGGUUGCAAUGACCAUGGCCAUGGGCAUAGCCAUGACCGCUGCAAAGAGCUCAGCAGCCCGCGCUUCACCAGCAAGCACGAGUGCCAUGACCAUGAGCAUAGCCACUGCAAAGAGCCCAAGACUCCGUGUGCUGACAGUGAGGCUGCUUGCCAUGGCCAUGGCCAUGGACACGAACAUCGGCACUGCGAAGGGGACAGCCACUCACACGCUACAGGUGAGCAUGGCUGCCAUGAACAUGAUGCGCACAGCCACUGCGAGGAGCACGGCCAUUCAGACACCGCUGUUGAGCAUGCUUGCGAGCAUGAGUGCCAUGGUGAGCACCAAACUGUGCACGCUGUGGAAACACACCACUGCCAUGACCACGACCAUGAGCACGGACAGCAUGAGCUUGGGGAGAUCGAGGAACCUGAGAAGGACUGCCACGACCACAGCCACCACUGCUGCCAUGAGCCUCACGGCAAGGACAAGGUCGCGGCCGAGCCAGUUGAAGAGGUCACGAUCUCAAUCGCUGCCCUGCCCAAAGACGAAGGCCACCACCACAGCGAGGAACAACACAAUGGGGAGCACUGCAGGAAGGCGAAAGACUGCGGCGGCGGCGGCGGCGCUGCUCCCACCGACUGCGCUGCGAGCAAGAACUGCUGCGGCGUCAAAGGUGGAGACGCCUGCUCGAGCGUGCAGGCCGCGCGUGCUAGGGAGACCGGCCCGUGCUGCCGGAGCUACGUGAAGUGCCCCAGGACGGCGGCGGCGAGCAGGAGCAGCUGCUGCGGCCACAGCAUGCUGAAGCUGCCCGAGAUCGUGGUAGAGUAGUAGUAGUACUGUAGUAGGGUGGAAAUUCCACCGUGGGAGAAGGGUGUGCACAUAUGAACAAGCAACUGUGAGGUGAGUGUGACUCGCCGGCGUAAAUGUAGACUAAGAUCGCCGGUGCAGGGUGUUUGAUCUAGUAGUCUAGUUACUAUAUAGGUUUGCUGGAGAAAAAAAUGAUGUAGGAUUUUGACUGAGCAGAGCAGGGGGUCUGAAAGGUGGAAGGAAGGGCUCUGCUUGGUUUUCCUGCACACUGCUCCUCUGUUUGCGUCUUCUGUGGCGGCGGCGGCAAUGGAGACUGUCACAGACGAAGGAUGUCAUGUGACUAGUGCCGGCCGGGGCCAACACUAAUAUUCAGGAACUAUCCAUAUCCAUUUCGGUCCCUUUUAAAAUGGGAGUUUCUUUUUCUAUC